Coregonus clupeaformis (lake whitefish) is the source of this 5018-nucleotide messenger RNA. Its product is annotated as protein transport protein Sec24C-like. NCBI's taxonomy places the organism in Eukaryota, Metazoa, Chordata, Actinopteri, Salmoniformes, Salmonidae. Bases 195 to 3893 code for a protein of 1232 amino acids. Gene Ontology annotation, cellular component: endoplasmic reticulum exit site; COPII vesicle coat. Gene Ontology annotation, biological process: COPII-coated vesicle cargo loading; intracellular protein transport; endoplasmic reticulum to Golgi vesicle-mediated transport. The transcript has 22 exons. Gene Ontology annotation, molecular function: zinc ion binding; SNARE binding. The record is from RefSeq and is a predicted model, not a curated record.
AUCGGAGCUUUCUGGGCGUUAGAGCCAGAGGUCCAACGCACAGAUACUGGUUCUGCUAACUACAUACUAAUUUAACUAGCUACAUAACUAGCAGGAUAACCACAGCCGAUUCUUCUUUUCAUGAUUCAACAACGUGUUUAAAUUAGGCCCAAACUCUCAACUAGCUGACAGGAAGCUCUAGGUAUGAACUGAGAAUGAAUGUGAACCAGCAGCCUCCCAUUGCGUCUCCCUACGGCCAACCCCAGCCUGGCUACGGCCAGCCCAACUACGCUCCCCUGGGAGGCGGCUACCCUGGCCCCUACGGACCCUACAACGGCCCCGCUACAGCCUACCAGCCUGGGGCUCCACCACAAGGUUACUGUACAUAUGCCAGCUUUCCCUCGAAGGCUGUGGCAGCUAACCCAGUCUCUGCCCUGUCCUCUCCUCUUGACUUGGGAUCUGCCAGGGCCCCCCCUACCUCUGUCCCCCCUCCUGUCUCCACUCCCCAGGCCUACUCCCAGUAUGCCCAGGGAGACAUUCAGAAUGGACCCCCAUCUAUGGAUCACUCUAUGGCUCAGCCAGCUCACAGGCCUCCAGUGUCUCAGCUGUAUAGCCAAGGCGCUAUGAACUUGUCUGGCCCACAACCCUCCUACCCCCAGCAGUACGGGGUGCAGCCCCCUAUGCAACAGGUGACCAAUCAGAUGUCAGGGAUGCAGAUCGGUUCAGGCCCCCUUACCUCUGCUGGGCCAGGAUAUGCUCCGCCUCCCAGCUCCCAGCCUCCAAUCAGUGCUGCCUACUCCGCUGCAGCACCUCCCUCCUAUACACAAGCUCCUCCCCCAGUGUCUGGCUCCCCCUCCCAGCCUCCCCCUCCCAGUGAGCCUGCAGCCCCCCAACCUUACUAUAGUGGGCCUCCUCCCUCUCACCAACAACCCUUCCCCUCCUCCUCUCCAUACUCGGGCCCUCCCCCUUCCAGCCAACCUCGGGCCCCUGCAGUCUCUCAACAGCAGUCCUUCCCACCUGGCCCCCCUCCCCCUGCUCAGCAACCCUUCCCCAACUCUGCCCCUCCUCCAGUAUCCCGGGCCUCAUACUUUGGCCCCCCUCCUCCCAUCCAGCACUCCUUCCCCCCCAGAGGCCACCCUCCCUCCUCCCAACCUGGUCCUUUCCCACCUACCUUUGCACCCCCUGCCCAGUACCCUGCCCCCCAGCCCCCGUCCCAACCCGGGCCCCCUCCCUUCCACUCUGGCCCCCCUCCUCAAGGCCCCAUGCCACCUCCCUCCAUGUCCCAGCAGCAGGCCAACCACCUUCCCCCCGGCCCCAUACAGCAGCCCCCCAUGCAGCAGCCUCCUCAGCCUGGCAUGCAGGGAGGAUACCCACCCCAGCAGAAUGGUGCGUUUGGGCAGCCCGUAGGCCCCCAGACUGGCUAUGCAGGUCCGCAGUAUCCCGGGCAACAGAACUACGGAGCAGGCCCUGCCCCUGCACCCGCACAGAAGAGACUGGACCCUGACUCCAUCCCCAGCCCGCAAGCGUCUGAGCUGCCGGCUGUGCAGAAAUCCAGACAUAGAAUAGACCCAGAUGCUGUCCCCAGUCCAAUCCAGGUGAUUGAGGACGACCGGGCCAACAAGAGCAGCGAGCCGUUCACCACGGGGGUCAAAGGUCAGACUCCGCCCCUGGUCACCACCAACUUCCAGGUGAAAGACCAGGGCAACGCCAGCCCGCGGUUCAUCCGCUGUACGGCCUACAACAUGCCCUGCACGGCCGACAUGGCCAAACAGUCCCAGGUCCCCCUGGCCGCUGUAAUCAAACCUCUAGCCGUGCUGCCCCCCGACGAGACCCUGCCGUACAUCGUGGACCAUGGGGAGGCCGGUCCUAUCCGCUGUAACCGCUGUAAGGCCUACAUGUGUCCCUACAUGCAGUUCAUCGAGGGCGGACGCCGCUUCCAGUGUGGCUUCUGCAGCUGCGUCACAGAGGUGCCUCCCCACUACUUUCAACAUCUGGACCACACAGGGAAGAGGGUGGACUGCUACGACCGGCCAGAGCUCUCGCUGGGCAGCUACGAGUUUGUGGCCACCGUCGACUACUGUAAGAACAAUAAGCUCCCCCAGCCCCCAGCGUUUGUCUUUUUCAUCGAUGUGUCUUACAACGCCGUGAAGAGUGGCAUGGUCAACAUCGUCUGUCAGGAACUCAAAACUCUACUGGACUACCUGCCCAGGGAGAAUCCAGAGGCUGACUCGGUGGUGCGUGUGGGUUUUGUGACCUACAACAAGGUGUUGCAUUUCUACAACGUCAAGUCCAGCCUGGCCCAGCCCCAGAUGAUGGUGGUCAGUGACGUCAGUGACAUGUUCCUCCCUCUGCUCGAUGGCUUCCUGGUCAACGUCAACGACAGCCGGAUGGUCAUCGAGAGUUUGCUAGACCAGAUUCCGGAGAUGUUUGAAGACACCAGGGAGACUGAGACGGUGUUUGGACCAGUCAUCCAGGCAGGACUGGAGGCAUUGAAGGCUGCAGACUGUGCCGGGAAACUGUUUGUGUUCCACUCCAGUCUGCCCAUCGCUGAGGCUCCUGGGAAACUGAAGAACAGAGAGGACAAGAAACUGGUGGGAACAGACAAGGAGAAGUCUCUGUUCCAGCCCCAGUCUGGUUUCUAUAGUAACCUGUCUAAGGAGUGUGUAGCCCAGGGCUGCUGUGUGGACCUCUUCCUGUUCCCAAACCAGUACGUCGACGUGGCAACGCUUGGCGUGGUGCCCGUCUCCACUGGGGGCUCCGUCUACAAAUACACCUACUUCCAGGCUGAGACGGACCGCGAGCAGUUCCUGAAUGAUCUGCGGCGAGACGUUCAGAAGCCGAUGGGCUUCGACGCUGUCAUGAGGGUCCGAACGAGCACAGGUAUCCGAGCGACAGAUUUCUUCGGCUCGUUCUUCAUGAGUAACACAACAGACGUCGAGCUGGCAGGACUGGACUGUGACAAGACUGUUACUGUGGAAUUCCGCCAUGAUGACAAGCUCAGCGAGGACACCGGCGCACUCAUGCAGUGUGCGGUGUUGUACACCAGCUGUAGUGGUCAGCGGCGUCUGCGGGUCCACAACAUGGCGGUCAACUGCUGCUCCCAGCUCGCCGACCUCUACCGGAACUGUGAGACGGACACCAUCAUCAACUUCAUCUCGAAGUAUGCGUACCGCAGCAUAUUGAACACCCCCACCAAGACUGUGAGAGACACCAUGGUGAACCAGUGUGCCCAGAUUCUGGCCUGCUACCGCAAGAACUGUGCCAGCCCCUCGUCUGCCGGACAGGUCAGUCAGUCACUCAGCUCCCCUCUUGGACAGCUGAUCCUACCAGAGUGUAUGAAACUGCUGCCAGUCUAUUUGAACUGCGUGUUGAAGAGUGACGUGCUGCAACCGGGAGCUGACAUCUCAUUAGACGACAGAGCCUACCUGAGACAGCUGCUCAGCUGUAUGGACGUAUCAGAGAGCCACAUCUUCUUCUAUCCCCGCCUACUUCCCCUGGUGAAGUUGGAUGGAGGGUCGUUGCCCAUGGCAGUGCGUAACUCGGAGGAGCGCCUGUCAAAGGGCGGAGUCUAUCUCCUGGAGACAGGGCUCCACCUGUUCCUGUGGGUGGGAGCCAAUGCCCAGCAGGAGCUGCUCAGCAACAUAUUCGGCACGCCCACCUUCAGCCAGAUAGACCCCAACAUGACGAGUCUGCCGGAGCUGGACAACCCGUUCUCCCAGAGACUCCGAGAGAUCAUCGACUCCUUCAGAUCACAACGAUCACGAUACAUGAAGUUGAUGGUGGUGAAGCAGGAGGACAAGGCGGAGCUAAUCUUUAAACACUACCUGUGCGAGGACAAGAGCGUCAGCGGAGGAGCUUCCUACGUCGACUUCCUGUGUCACAUGCACAAGGAGAUCCGCCAGCUGCUCAGCUAGGACCCUUGACCUCUGACACUUCAACCCUGUCCCCCCCCAGGCGCUUUAUCUUUUAUUGACCUAAUAAACUGAACCCCUCUCCCUCUGUCAGCGAGAAGCCAGAGACAUAUACACAGCCUCAUGGCAGAUUCCAUGUCAUCAUUCGACUCUAAACUAUUCCAAAUGUCAAGCUCUAAAACAACUGGAGCUGAUCCACUGGCCAACGGAGGAGGUAGAUUGUGUGUGUGUGUGAGAGUGUGUGUGAGUAUAUGCGAACGUGUGUGUGUGAGAGGGAGAUAACUGCUGUUGAUUGUACUAGGUGUUCUGUCUGUAACACUAGCACUGAAGCCCGUUGUGGGUGUACUCACCGGCCCGCUGGUAGAAACACUUUUUGUUUUUGUACGAUUCAGACCCAGUAGAGCUAAGGAAGAUGACAUAAACUAAACAUAAAUAAAUGAAAUAAAUGCUGUUUUUCCAUCUCUAGAGUUAUUUUUCUAUUUGUCUUAUUCUCUCUCCCUCUCAGACAUGGCCUUGCUCCCUCUCCUCCUGUGUAUUGUGCUCCUCUGUGACUUUUAGAAACACUACGGCAAUAGGAGAGAGGGAGGAGUGUAUAGAGAUAAUCUGUGGUGAUUGGUUAAACUCCCAAUAAAUGUCUAUGCAUCGAAUCAUCCAGACAGGCGAGUGGUUUGAAUUUUCACCUCUGACACCCGAACAGGGUCAACCAGCGUUCGGUCCCACUGUCUCACACAGUAUAGACGGUUUGGUGGAGGUGUGUGUGUGUCAUGUUGUCUUUACUAAUGUGUGCAUCGAAUAAGAGACCAUUCUGACACUGAUGCCUGUUCCCUGUGUGUCUUCCUGGCUGUAUUGUCUUGUCUGUGGGGGGAGGGAGUGACUGGCGGCGCUUCUCUGUUGAGGUCAGUCAGAAAUUGGAGAAAACUAUUUGAAACAAGGAAGUAUAUGUUUUUUGUUUUCUUUUUCGUAGCAGAAUGUUUUGCUACGUUGUCCCUUGCUGAACACGACCUGUGCUCUAAAUACAGCUGUGUCUGAGUUGUCACCCUAAGGACUGUCUGCUGUAGCACCUCAGUUCAUAUUUACAUAUAUAAUCUGCGUAUAUAACCUGUACAGAAUUAAAUCCUCCAUUUUAAA